GUCAUCUUGUCACCUUCGUCUCCUCACUUUGAUUCUCACCUUCCUGCAUCCUUCCUUCACUUCCUGCUCCUGUCCCACUGAGCUCAAAGGUCACAGGCGACCGCUACGUACGUUCAUCCUGCUGUCGCACUUUGUCCUCAGUGACAUUCUAACCACCGUCAAAAAACAGUGUAAGCCACCGUAUCCGCUUAAAGUCGCUUUCCUGUUUAACAUGAGCUUCAAAUGUCAUAAUUCAAGACGAGGCGAACGCGAUGUUUUGGCUCGAGUGUGACUUCGACGCCUGCUAUGCAAAUGAAGCUGUAAAACAAUAAUCCUCCCCAUCCGUUCUCCACGACAACUGACUUUGUGUCUCCUUGAAUCAUAACGGCUGCAGCAACACCACAGUUGUCGUUUGAACGUGGAAAUUAUAGGUUUGCCGCUACUCGGGAUUCUCUGGCAGACGUGUUGUAGGAAACGUGAAAGGCGUUGUGAAGGUUUCACAGUGACGUUGCUGGACUCCAUGUCAGCCCUGGCCGACUUAGGCUGGGAGGCCUACCCUAAUGAGGGAUGGGAGGAGAUCAGCGUGAUGGACGAGAGGAACACCCCCAUGAGGACGUACCAGGUGUGCAAUGUGAUGGAGGCCAACCAGAACAACUGGCUGAGGACGCGCCACAUCAGCCGAGAGGGAGCGCAGCGCGUUUACAUCGAGAUCAAGUUCACCCUGAGGGACUGCAACAGUCUGCCGGGGGUCCCUGGUACCUGCAAGGAGACGUUCAACAUGUACUACUAUGAGUCCAACAACGCCAACCUGUGGUUCAUCAAGGAGAGCCAGUACGUCAAGAUUGACACCAUCGCUGCAGACGAGAGCUUUACACAGGUGGACGUUGGCGACCGUGUGAUGAAGCUGAACACGGAGGUCCGUGACAUCAGCAACCUGAGUAAGAAGGGUUUCUACCUGGCCUUCCAGGACCUGGGCGCCUGCAUCGCCCUGGUCUCGGUGCGGGUCUUCUACAAGAAGUGCCCCCUCACCGUGCUGAACCUGGCGCAGUUCCCCGACACCAUAACGGGCGGCGACACGGCGCUGGUGGAGGUCCGCGGCGCGUGCGUCAACGCCUCGGAGGAGUUCGAGCCGCCCAAGAUGUACUGCAGCGCAGACGGAGGCUGGCUGGUCCCCAUCGGGAGGUGUGUGUGCAAGCCGGGCUUCGAGGAGAACAAGGACGUCUGCCAACCGUGCCGGCCUGGGACCUACAAAGCCUCGGCCACAGACGCCUACUGCACCAAGUGUCCUCCCCACAGCUCGUCCCCGCACGAACAGGCCGUGGAGUGCGUCUGCGAGAAGGGCUACUACCGAGCAGACUCGGACCCACGCUCAAUGGCCUGCACACGACCUCCGUCGGCACCGGAGAACCCCAUCACCACGGUGAACGAGACCUGCGUGACCCUGGAGUGGUCGCCGCCCCGCGACGCCGGGGGCCGCGGCGACGUCGCCUACAGCCUCCACUGCAGGAAGUGCUCGGGCGACGGGCGCAAGUGCGCGCCGUGCGGCGGCGGCGUCCACUUCGUGCCCAGGCAGUUCGGCCUGGUGACGGCCGCCGUGCUGGUCACCGACCUGCAGCCGGACUCCAACUACAGCUUCACCGUGGAGAGCCAGAACGGGGUGUCGGACCUGAGCCCGGCGCCCAGGGGAUCGGUGGUCAUCAACGUCACCACGUCCCAGACAGUGAGCGUGGUGCUGAAGGAGCGGCGGAGCAAGGACAGCGUGACUUUGGCCUGGCAGGGUCCGGAGAGGCCCAACGGAGUCAUAGUGGAGUAUGAGGUCAUCUACUACGAGAAGAACCAGCGGGAGCAGAACUACACUGUUCUGAAGACUCGCUCCAACAUGAUGACGGUCGACGGGCUGAAGCCGGGAACCACCUAUGUGUUCAGGGUCCGGGCCCGGACCGACGGCGGCUACGGGAGCUACGGUGGAGAGAUCGAGCUGGAAACCAGCCACGAAGAUGUCUUGGCUAUCGGGGACCCGAACCAGUCCACCAUCCUGGCCGUGUCCAUCGCUGGGGGGAUCGUGCUCCUCAUCUUCCUGGUGACCUGCUUCGUCGUCAGCGGCCGGCACUGUGGAUAUAUUAAAGCCAAGCAGGACCCCGACGAGGAGAAGAUGCAGUUCCAGCACGGCCGAGUCAAGCUCCCAGGCAGCAGGACCUACAUCCAUCCUCACACCUACGAAGAUCCCAACCAGGCCGUCAGAGACUUCGCCAAAGAGAUUGAUGCGUCCAAUAUUCGCAUAGAAAGAGUCAUCGGAGCUGGAGAGUUCGGGGAGGUGUGCAGCGGGCGGCUGCGCGUGCAGGGAAAGCGGGAGAUCUACGUGGCCAUCAAGAGCCUGAAGGCCGGAUACUCCGACAAGCAGAGGCGGGACUUCCUGUCCGAAGCCUCCAUCAUGGGGCAGUUCGACCAUCCCAACAUCAUCCGUCUGGAGGGCGUCGUCACCAAAUGUAAGCCUGUGAUGAUCAUCACGGAGUUCAUGGAAAACGGAUCUCUGGACACGUUCCUCAAGAAACACGACGGCCAGUUCACGGUGAUCCAGCUGGUGGGCAUGCUGCGAGGCAUUGCCUCGGGCAUGAAGUACCUGUCGGACAUGAGCUACGUUCACCGGGACCUGGCGGCGCGGAACAUCUUGGUCAACAGUAACCUGGUGUGCAAGGUGUCCGACUUCGGCCUGAGCCGGGUUCUGGAGGACGACCCGGAAGCCGCCUACACGACGAGGGGAGGGAAGAUCCCCAUCAGGUGGACGGCCCCGGAGGCCAUCGCCUACAGGAAGUUCACCUCAGCCAGCGACGUGUGGAGCUACGGCAUCGUCAUGUGGGAGGUGAUAUCAUACGGAGAGAGGCCCUACUGGGAGAUGUCCAAUCAGGAUGUGAUCAAAGCAAUAGAUGAGGGCUACCGUCUUCCUGCUCCCAUGGACUGUCCUGUGGUGCUGCACCAGCUCAUGUUGGACUGCUGGGAGAAGGGACGCAGCGACAGGCCGAAGUUUGGACAGAUUGUGUCAAUCCUGGACAAACUCAUCAGGAACCCGGCCAGCCUCAGAGAGCUGGCCAACAGCUCAGCAGGCAGGGAGGAUCCGUCCACCCCAGAGUUCAGUGUGAGCACGGUGGAUGAGUGGCUGGAGGCCAUCAAGAUGGGCCAGUACAAGGACAACUUCUCCAGCGCGGGAUACGUCAGCCUGGACUCAGUCCUCUACAUCAGUGUCAGUGAGCUGGCUAAGAUGGGUGUGAAUCUGGCCGGCCACCAGAAGAAGAUCCUGUCCAGCGUGCAGAGCCUGCAGACCCAGGGGACGCACGUCCAAGUAUAACGGUUUCCUUAUAAACGCACAGUGAGACAGAGCCAAAAUGGACGCUUCCUCCCGCGAUGAAUGUCCCCACCGCGAUGGAGCCCUAAUGGAUACUCUGUCCUCGGGCCUCUGUUGAUUUUUUUUGGGUUUGUUUUUGAGAUGCACUAACGUACGACGUGGCGACGCCACAGACGCUUGACUUCUUCACCUUCUCGCUGUCUCACGCAUCCUCCCCACCCUCGACGGGCACCGAGCAGCUUCAGCGCACGCAGGGUCCCGGCGACACGACCGGCCCGUCGGAGCGAAAGACAGACACGCAUCCGACAGCAAGGACCAUGUAGAGCGUCCCAGGUCAUUUCACACCAUAUCAGCUCCACAAAAGAAUUUUAAAAAACAAACAAAUUAGCAUCUUAUCACCACUGUCUGUGAGGUGUACAGUCGGGUUUUACUGUCAUUUGCUUCGUUCGGUUGUUUUCAAGAGUUUAAAGAGGGUCAAAGGUGAAAUGUAUAUGUGUAGAUAUGUGUUUAUAUGGGCUGUGGGACCCACAACCGUAGAGAUGGACCUAACGUUUGUAUUGGUGGUGAGGUUUAUAUCGUUCAACCUUGAUAGGAGUUAUUACCUAGUGCGUGUACGGCCCCUUCCACUGCUCUGUGUACCGAAAGCCAGGGAACGAUACGAAUGUGUGGGCUGAGGGGGGCGGAAAACUGGACCUUUAGCGAUAGAGAGGGAUGUACCGUAGAUGUUGCUAGUUCAUGUAGGAAAGUGAUGGGGAUGCGAUUCCUUUCAAUUGUGCGUUUGCCGAGGACAAGGGCUUCCCUAGCGACACGCUUCCAUUGCGCCUAGGCCCAGUGCACCUUGGCUUGUCCGCUUGAAACCGAGUGCCAAGUAACAGUAGAAGCUGCUUGAGGUGCCGUUAGCGCAGAGGCGUUUUUACUCUUCCAUGCCUGAAAGCUUGCCUUCCCACGUUUCUGGCGUGUUGUUGUGUUUUGUGCAGAGGACUUAAAGGUCACGAUACACUCGAGGCGGUUGAGGACGCGUACGUUGUUAAACGGUGUUGUGCCAUGUACAGUCUGGAAAUGUUUGUGGGGAACACGCCGCCGAUUCUAAUUUACUCCUUCCUUUCAUGAUGAAAAGGGCCAAGGUGGAAUAUACGAGUAUAUGAGUUGACUCGGAGCCGUGCCGCCCAGAGAGGACAUGUUUUACUCUGAGAUUAUUUGUGCGUCUCGUACUGUGUCACGUUCUUGUUAUCAGUCAUGCCAAUCCGUUUCAAACCAACACCCACAAAUUGACAAGACACUGUUUACAGCUGAAAGCAACUAAAUAUGUCCAUUGUUUUUUUUCCUUGUGUGAAGAAAAGUACUGCUUAUCCCAGUAUGAGAAGGUUACUGUACAUCGGUUGGGACCCUUAAAGAACUGAACCUGCUUUUUAGUGUGUUUCCACAUCCAAUUCUAAUAUAUGUGUUACUCUAUAGGAUCAACAGUGGCAUCAAGUACAGUAUAUAUGAUUGUAUCAUAGUGUAAAAUAUGUACAGCGUUGAUUUCCAAUGUUUAGAAUGUUUGUAAUGAUAACAAUGAUGAUGCUGAUUAUGUACUUUUAUUGUGAAAAAGAGAUUUCUGACGUUCUCGUUCAGGGGCGGGUCAUACGGGAUGAAGGUGAAGGGAGGCGCUUGGUUGGUCUGAACAAAGGAAUGUAGCAUGGCGCGAAGCUCCAGCUUUGCUUGACAGGUGGCAGUGCAUAGUUUCUGCCAUAGCGUUAGAAUGAGUAGAAUGACACAGCACCAAACCCACCUAGAGCAGCAGGUAUACAUGUAUGCACUUUGAGAGCUGGUCUCUUUGAACCCUUGUGUUUCUCGACCGUUUGAGUGAGGAAGGCAGGGGCGGAGGGAGGCCGAGAACAGGGGAAACCCUCACGUCACAUUUUUGACCUGCUGAAAACCCUUCCUCCGCUUCUCCAGGAAGGUCAAGCCGGCGUUUCUUUGCAAGUGAGCAGAUUAAACUGUGGGUUGGAUUGACUUGGAUUUGUAACCAGUCAGACACUGUUUGAAGAAGUUUGAUGCUAAAUCCACAACUGGAAUCGGUGUAAACUGCAAAUGAGAGUCUGAUAGUCCUUUGGGGGUGGGGCUUAGUUGCCCGUCUGCUGGGGCGGGACUUAAACAGUGGGGGCGGGGUCAAACAGGGCAGCAGACAGAGUCAGGAGCGUCGAGCCGUUCAUUCUACUCAUGCUAACUCUAUGAUUCCCCUCCAGCGGACAACCCUUGACCGCUGGCCUUUUAGAUGCCUUAUUUACUGAGCUGUUGUUCUUUUCUGUUGGCAAUUUUAGGAGUAAAGUGUAUUUAUCUGUGUUCUUAAGAUGACCUCACAUCAACACCGUGGUUCUGUAACAUCCCGGACAUGCCGCGCAACAGCACCUUCACUAUGUUUUCUGGAAGCGGAAAGAAAGUCAUGUUCUGAAAGUGUUAUAAUAAACCUUAAACCUGACGACCUGA
Betta splendens (Siamese fighting fish) is the source of this 5788-nucleotide messenger RNA. RefSeq names its product eph receptor A4b (gene epha4b). Bases 500 to 3322 code for a protein of 940 amino acids. Gene Ontology annotation, biological process: axon guidance; protein phosphorylation; cell surface receptor protein tyrosine kinase signaling pathway. Gene Ontology annotation, cellular component: plasma membrane; neuron projection. Gene Ontology annotation, molecular function: ATP binding; transmembrane-ephrin receptor activity; protein binding. Lineage: Eukaryota; Metazoa; Chordata; Actinopteri; Anabantiformes; Osphronemidae. The record is from RefSeq and is a predicted model, not a curated record. The transcript is spliced from 19 exons.